UCACGUGACACGAUUGGGAGUGCUGUCAUGUGAUGGUUUCUGCGUUUGCAGCAAAUCUCUUCACAGCCAAGAGACAAACACAAGCCCAAAAACGCUCCUGAGACGAAUAAAAAACCCAAGUUCAAGAUACUGAACCCGCUGGGCGGCCAUCAUGGGGUGCUGUUUCAGCAGCGACAGCGAGACGACGGACCCGGAUGGAGAUGAGGUGAAGCCACUGAUUCCUGACCCAAACCAAGAAAGAAAACCCACUAAUGGCUCGGAGCGAAACGCAGACAAUCUGCCGUCCAACCGCACAGACGAACAGGCCCUGCUGACGGUUAUCCUGCAGCGGACGGCACUGAACAUUAUUGAUGUGUCUGCUGUGGAUUCUCAAGGCAUGGAGCAGCAUGAAUACAUGGACAGAGCCAGACAGUACAGCACUAAGCUGGAGGUGUUAAGCAGGACACUGUCUCAGAAAAAGCCUGUUCCUCUGCCAUCGCUGACCAGCCAACCGCACCAGGUGCUCGCUGCUGACCUGGUCCCAUACGCAGACGUCCAGCAGGUCUCGAAGAUCGCUGCGUACGCCUAUAGCGCCAUCUCACAAAUCAAAGUAGAUGCCAAGGAAGAGCUCGUGGUGCAGUUUGCUAUACCAUGAUCCAUAUAAAUCGGACCCCUUUCCGCCCAAAUCCUCUGUUUCUGUCUCUUCUUCUCACCCUUUCACUUUCCUUCCGAACGUCUGGAGAUGCAGAGGCCCGUGCGUUUGUUCCUCUGAAUGUCCUGCAGAUUAAUAUAAUUCACCCCGGCCAGAGCUGCUUGAGUAAUCCCACAAUCUGAGCGAUAUCCGGGGCGUAUUUUCAGGCGUGUUUGUGCAUUAAUCAAACUCAAAUGCAACAUAAGCUGGACUCCUGUGUCGGGCUGCUACCGUUGCUUUGUUUUCCUUCUCUUGGCUUUUUAAUGUCCUGAUUGGUUGUUAAACCGAGUAGCGCAUCCAGACCUCUUCUACUUGAACUACAGUUGAUCGUGGAUUGAUUGGGUUAUGACUGGGUCAUCUUAACACACAGCGUUGUUUCCUGCACAUCGUUCAUUGGUUUUACUGUAGGAUUCUGCAUUCACCGGGGUUUAGAGCAGUGUUUCUCAACCACGUUCCAGGAGCACCACCGGCACUGCAUUUUGGAUGUCUUCUUUGUCACACUCAUUACAGGUCUUUCAGUCUAAUGAGCUGAUGAUCUGAUUCAGUGUUUGGUUAAGGAGACCUGGAAAAUGUGCAGAGCUGGUGGUCCUCCAGGAACGUGGUUGAGAAACACUGGCUUAGAGUUCAUCUUUCAGUCCAACUGUGAUGUGCUGUGGUUGUAGAUUGGCAUGCAGAUUAUUCAGUUUACAUAUUACACACAUAUAAUGAUGCAGAAACUCUCUUUCUAUUUUAAGGUCUUUAAUUGGGUCUGUUUUGUGUGAAUGAUCUGCUUGAUGUUCAAUCGUACGUAUUCUUAACUGGUUUAGAUUCGAGUCUGUGCGAUACUCAGAAAUAUGGGAUGUCCCUACAGUUUACAUAUUGAUAAUAUUUUUUUGUCUAUCAGCAUUUUUAAUGGAAGUCUAUUUCCUACAUGGGAUAAAAUUAAAAGUUUUUGCAUCUUUUUAUCUAAUAAUUUUAGAUUUUUUUUCCUGUAAUUGUAAGUCAGUGUUCGGUAAUAAGAGUUAACAUCAUGCAAUUCUGACGUCUCACUUUCUUAUAUUUGCGUAUUUGUGUCUCACAACUUUUGAGUUCUAGAAAGCUGUAGUUUAUAUUUUGUAAGUGAUUUCUGACAUUUUCAUAUUCAUUUCUCUAAAUUGAAAAUAAAUUGAACACUUAUUAUCUUUCAGAUGUGCGAGUUUAUAUCUCCAAAUUGAGAAUAAAUUGCAUGCUUAUUAUUUCUCACAUCUGCAAGUUUAUUUCUCAGAAGUGAAAAUGAUUUGCACACUUAUAAACUUGCAAAUCUGAAAAAUAAUAUCUCAAAAGUGAAAAUUAAUUGUGCACUUGUUAUUUUUCAGAUUUGCAAGACUAUAUUUCCAAAUUGAAAAUGGAUUGCACACUUAUUAUUAUUCCGAUUUGCUCAUUUUCAUAUAUCAAGAGUGAAAAUUUAAUUGUACACUUUUAUAAACGUGCAAAUCUAAAAAAUAUCUCAAAAGUGAAAAUUAAUUGUGCACUUGUUGUUUUUCAGAUUUGCAAGACUAUAUUUCCAAAUUAAAAAUUGAUUGCACACUUAUUAUUAUUCCGAUUUGCUCAUUUUCAUAUAUCAAGAGUGAAAAUGUAAUUGCACACUUAUUAUUUCUCAGAUUUGCAAGUUUAUAUCAAGAGCGAAAAUGUAAUUAUACACUUUUAUAAACGUGCAAAUCUGAAAAAUAUCUCAAAAGUGAAAAUUAAUUGUGCGCUUAUUAUUUUUCAGAUUUUCUAGUUUAUAUUUCCAAAUUAAAAAUUGAUUGCACGCUUAUU
This is a messenger RNA of Danio aesculapii, 2446 nucleotides long. It is a transcript of the gene lamtor1, whose product is annotated as late endosomal/lysosomal adaptor, MAPK and MTOR activator 1. Gene Ontology annotation, biological process: positive regulation of TOR signaling; cellular response to amino acid stimulus; endosomal transport. The record is from RefSeq and is a predicted model, not a curated record. Gene Ontology annotation, cellular component: membrane raft; Ragulator complex; lysosome. The coding region runs from base 152 to 634 and encodes 160 amino acids. The transcript is spliced from 5 exons. Gene Ontology annotation, molecular function: molecular adaptor activity; guanyl-nucleotide exchange factor activity. Lineage: Eukaryota; Metazoa; Chordata; Actinopteri; Cypriniformes; Danionidae.